Messenger RNA from Amoebophrya sp. A25, 277 nucleotides. The record is from the annotation of a GenBank genome assembly. NCBI's taxonomy places the organism in Eukaryota, Dinophyceae, Syndiniales, Amoebophryaceae.
AGCUUUAGACUUCAAAUGUCAAAUUGAAAUCCCCAAUCCUCGAAAAAAUGACUUUUUAUCGCCCAUUAAGUCAAUUCAAAAGCUGGGGACCCACUGCCGGCUGAUUACAGUCGGCACAUUUCGACUUGUGCAAAAGUAUAUGUGUAGUAUGGCUGUAGUAACAGAGUUACAUGCUAAAAGCCUCCUUGGUGCAACUAGUACUUACAUGUAUGCAUACACGAGCCUUCUGCUCUGUGUAGUUUCUAUUGCUCCGGCUGUGGUAUGUACCCAAUCAUAA